Molecule: messenger RNA, 1172 nt
Organism: Branchiostoma belcheri (Belcher's lancelet)
Lineage: Eukaryota; Metazoa; Chordata; Leptocardii; Amphioxiformes; Branchiostomatidae
Product: tartrate-resistant acid phosphatase type 5-like
Exons: 6
Coding region: 147-1166 (339 amino acids)
Biological process (GO): bone resorption
Molecular function (GO): acid phosphatase activity; ferrous iron binding; ferric iron binding
Source: RefSeq, a predicted model, not a curated record
GGUAUCACGUGACGUCAGUCAGUCUAAAUAAAAACCUCUGACCUACGGGGAAAAGUUCAAAGAUUCACAGGGAAAUUUCCAGAGCAGGGAGCAAGAAGUUGUGCCUUUUUCGUCGUACGAUCGUCUCACAGAGCCGUAAGACCAGGAUGGCGAGUUGUAGGAACUCCGUACUCCGUCUGAUCGCUGUUGUCGUGGUUUUGACGUCCGGUUCUGGAAUCGUGGCCGCCCCUUUCAAAGCAUAUGACAAAGACACAGCGUCCCUGCGUUUCAUGGUACUAGGAGACUGGGGAGGAGAGCCAGUGUACCCCUACAGUACAGGUGUGGAGAAGGCUGUAGCAGACAGGAUGGGGAAAGUGGCUGACACCAUGGACUACAAGUUUGUCUUGGGCCUGGGAGACAACUUCUACUUCGACGGCGUACAGAACGAAUUCGACAAAAGGUUUAAGGAAACCUUUGAGGAUAUCUUUAAAGCGCCCUCUCUUGACAUUCCCUGGUACUUCAUCGCCGGUAACCACGACCACAAUGGCAACGUGACAGCCCAGAUAGAGUACUCACACAGGUCCAAGAAAUGGAACUUCCCCAGCCUGUACUACAGUCUGAACUUCACGGUCCCCGGUACCAACACCACGGUCACGAUCAUCCAGUACGAUUCCAUCACGCUGUGCGGGAACUCUGACGACUUCCAGCCCGGGCUCCUGAUGGGGCCGGAGGAUCUGCAGUUCGCCAACACUCAGCUGAAAUGGCUGGAAGACCAGCUGAAAGCUACAAAAUCGGACUACGUGAUCGUGACUGCUCACUACCCUGUGUGGUCUGUGGCGGAACAUGGUCCAACUAAGUGCCUGGUGCAGCAAGUAAAGCCACUUCUAGAACGUUAUGGAGUCACUGCGUACUUUAGUGGGCACGACCACAAUCUUCAGCACUUGAAGGAGAAAGACUCAGAUGUGGAGUACUUCGUCAUUGGAUGUGCCAACUUUGUCGACGACUCUCAGAAGCACACAGACUCCGUACCGAAGGACUCUCUCAAGUUUAGAUGGGCGGACAAGGCUGGGAUGGGGGGCUUCGCACACGUAGAGGUCACAGAAGACAAUAUGACCUUUACAUUUUUGGAGGCCGCCAACGGUAAAGAGUUGUAUCAAAGUGUCAUGAAGCCAAGGAAGUUGAAGUAAACCAGU